AGGUGUCGCUGAGGUCAAGCUGUAAGAGAAAAUGGCUCCGUGUGAAAGGUCUUUUGCGGAUUAUUGUCGGCUUUGUGCUGUAGAAGCGAAAAAUGGUGUUAUUAUAUAUAGUUCCGAAGGCGUUAAUUUGUGUCUUGAAGAGAAAAUUAUACAGUGUUUAAGAAUAGAAGUCUCUAAAGAUGAUAUGUUGCCGAAAAAGGUCUGCAGGUCUUGUCGUUCACGAUUAGAGGACUAUCAUAGAUUUGCGGAGAGAGCCAAUCGAGUACAACAUACCUUGGAGCUCCUUAUUCAAAUGAAGAGCUCCAGUGUGUCUUCAGGACCAUCGGUUCCACUAAAGAAUGAAGAUGGAGUUCAUGUAAAAAAUGACCCCGAUGAUGUUGAGAUUAAAGAUGAACUAAUGGAUCUUCCUCUAGAUGUCACUCUAGAAUUGGAUGGUGAUAAUCAUGUUGAUACUAAAGUAAAUAGUACUGAUGAUGAUCAUCAGAGUAUACCUGAGCUACUUCCAUUACCACCUUUAAGAGAGUCAAAGCGUGGUAACGUCAAUGAACGACCCAUGCGACAUAUAAGAAGAAGAAAAAUGCUGGAGCCCAAGAAAACUUCACAUCAGCAGUCAGUAGUAGUAAGACGAAGAAGACGUUCCCGCCGAAAUAUACCACGCCCUCCUCCCAGUUCUGAAGAGGAAAGUGAAGAUGAAGUGAAAGAAGAAAGGCUGGAAGAUGUUGAAGUGGAUCCUGAGGAAUUAGAAAAAAUUGACCCUGAUGAGAUUGAUGAACUGAAUGUUUUUAAAGGUCUCAGGGAUGAAGAGGAAGAAGAAGAGGAUGAAGAAUUUGAUGAUGAGGCAGAUAAAAAUGCAAAAGAAGAAUGGAAGACACAUUGGGGUAUUAAGUGUAACCAGUGUGAACAAAUUUUUCCAUUCAAAUCGCAGUUUGACAGGCAUUAUCGUAGCUCAUAUGACAAGAAACCUAUAUACACAUGUUCUUAUUGCAACAAGACUAUGGAGAAGUAUUCCACUUUCAGAUCACACUGUUAUCGGCAUGUCACUGAAGGCAGAUAUAGAUGUGAGUACUGUCAGAAGGGCUUCAGUCUGCGAAGCAUGCUUCAUGUACAUAUCCUAGCAAAACAUACAGCAGUGAAACCCUUCAUUUGUGAGGAGUGUGGUAAAGGUUUUGUGACCCGGCCUGGACUCAAUAUUCACCUUAAGAAGCAUAAGACUGAUGAGAAGCUAGAGUAUCCAUGUGGAGAGUGUGGCAAAGUUCUUCAUACACGAGGAGGUCUUACAGCACAUCAGAAUGUACACAAAUUGGGUCGGCGAUUCAUGUGUGAUGUAUGUGGCAAGACAUUUACACAGAAAGUGAAUAUGCAACAGCAUGUGAAGCAUCAUACAGGUGAACGACCAUUUGCCUGUGAGAAGUGUGGCAAAUGUUUUGCAGAAAAGUCGCAUUUAAACCGUCACUACAGUUUUCACAGCGAGAAACGCCCAUUCCAGUGCACAGUAUGCUUAAAGAUGUACAAAACAGAGCGUUGCUUAAAAGUACAUGCCAUGGUUCAUGCUGAGGCACGACCAUAUGUCUGCACAUAUUGUAAUAAGGGCUUCCUCAGUACCACAAAACUCAAGCAACAUUACAACAUCCACACAGGGGAACGCCCAUAUGCUUGUAAGUUUUGUGAACGCACUUUUACCAACUAUCCAAACUGGCUGAAACACACACGACGAAGACACAAAACUGAUCCUCGUGGUAGCAGUGGAAUUGGAGCAUCUCGGGUAGUUUUACAAAACCAGGAAGGACAACAUCAAGGGUUAAUUCCAUCACAACAGCAAGAUGAUGUUCCACAAGAAGAUGGAAGAGGAAGUGUUAGUUGUGACACACCACAAUCACAGCAAUCUGCACCUUCUCAAGUCAUUCCUGUGGCAUGUCUGGCAAACAAUGCAAAUCCAAAUGUAAAUUGUAUGAGCUUAAUGGCACCAUAUCCUCAUCAGUCUCAACAGCCACAUCCAGCUCACCAAACCCAUCAUCAGUCCAUGACCUCUGAAUCAAGAAUGCAGACUGCACUACCUCUUACCCAAGUCCAGGUAUAUCCUGAACACAUGAUGGCCAUUUCUAUGCCUCACCACCACCACAUGCUUCCCCUGUGAUGGUACAAUAUAUCUGGAUCUCCAUGAUAUGAACCACCAUACAUGAAACAUUUUAUGAACUUAAGGCUUAAAGUUACAUGCAGCAUAAAGAAUUGAACUGUGGUGUAUACCAUUUAUGCAGGGAAUUAGUGUUCAUUGUAAAUAAAAAAUAUGUACAAGAGUGGACUUGUUUUUCAAGAACAUAGACUAGUUUUAUUAAGUCUACAAGAUAGUCACAUUUAUGCAUAAAGGUGUGCAUGUUUGGUAACUGAUUGAGACAUUUUUAAUCACUACAUGACCUGCAGUAUAUCAGUAUAUUGUGUUUAUUAACUGACAGUGACAAAUAAUUUGGUUAAUUUUACACACUGUUUUUAUACAAUUUUGGAUACAUAUAGUAUGAAUGUGUGAUGUGUAUAUUCUUAAAUUCUGAUGGCUGCAUGAAAAAAUGAAGACUGCCAAAAUGAAUCACAGACUGAAGCUAUUGGAUCUCUUCUUAAAACAAGACUGUAAAUAUUUGUGUGAUACAGUAUGAUAAAUUGUACUAGAUUUUGGUAGUUCUGUUUGUUUAUUUUAUGUAUUAUUGCUGUAUUAAGACAUUAACUUCAGUUCAGUUUAGUAUUCUGUAUCAUUAUUUAAAUCUGAGGAAAUAUGGGAACAGAAUGCAAGAAAUGAAAUACAACAUAGUAAGAUUACAAAUGUCUACAUACUCUGGUUCA
This is a messenger RNA of Zootermopsis nevadensis, 2829 nucleotides long. RefSeq lists its product as uncharacterized. Lineage: Eukaryota; Metazoa; Arthropoda; Insecta; Blattodea; Termopsidae. Gene Ontology annotation, cellular component: nucleus; nucleoplasm. The record is from RefSeq and is a predicted model, not a curated record. Gene Ontology annotation, molecular function: zinc ion binding; RNA polymerase II cis-regulatory region sequence-specific DNA binding; DNA-binding transcription repressor activity, RNA polymerase II-specific. Gene Ontology annotation, biological process: regulation of transcription by RNA polymerase II.